GCUGUCAAAGCCAACCAAUCGGCUCUCGCGUUGUUGGUUGCUUGGCUGCUUCGCCGGGUCAGGUUGCAGUCUGGUUAAGGGGGGGAAGCGUCUUUCCGAGGCUGCGUCGGAGGAGCCGAACCAUGAACCGCAGGGACAAUGUCGAGGCACGGGAGACGGAGAACCUCCAGGGGAGGCUCUGUGUGCCCAUUCCGAGCGAAGCACCUUGUCAGCAGGUGCAGGAGAAGCUGUCUGGGGUGGUUAAAAACGUCCACAGGAAACUGCGCAGGAAAUACAGAGAAGUGGGCGAUUUCGACAAGAUCUGGCGCGAGCACUGCGAGGACGAGCAGACGCUCAGCGAGUACGCCCUGGCCAUGAAGAACCUUGCCGACAACCACUGGACCAAGAAGUGCGAAGGGGAAGGCCGAAUCGAAUGGUGUCGCAGUGUCUGUCAAGAGUAUUUCUUGGAUGGCGGAAUGAAACGGAUGUUGGAAAAGGAUGAAAAGAGUGCUGCACUGGCCUUGGGUCUGAGUGCCCAGGUACACAGCGCCAUCCCCAGUUCAAUAUCUCUGGUGGGAAAGAUUCGCCUUCUGGACGUGGGAAGCUGCUUCAACCCUUUCCUGAAGUUUGAUGAAUUCCUGACUGUCGGUAUUGACAUAGUUCCUGCGGUAGAGAGCGUGUACAAGUGUGACUUCCUCAACCUCCAGCUCCAGCAGCCGCUCCAGCUGGCAGGCGAUGCAGUCGAGGCCUUCCUCCGCCACCUCCACAACCCCAUCGAUGCUCUGCCAGGCCAGUUGUUCCACGUGGUCGUCUUCUCCCUGCUUCUCUCCUACUUCCCCUCGCCGUACCAGCGCUGGAUCUGCUGCAAGAAGGCCCACGAGCUGCUGGAGCUGCACGGCCUGCUGCUCAUCAUCACGCCCGACUCCUCCCACCAGAACCGACACGCCCUCAUGAUGCGCAGCUGGCGGGUGGCGGUGGAGUCAUUGGGCUUCAAGCGCUACAAGUAUGUCAAAUAUUCCCACAUGCAUCUCAUCGCCUUCCGGAAGGUGUCCGUGGCCACCACCAGUGACCUGGUGUCACGCAACUACCCCGAGAUGCUCUACAUCCCCCAGGACUUUAACUCCAACGAGGAGGAGGAUUGCACCAACGCGCCGCCGCAGGGGUUGCGCUCCGAGUUUGAGGACGACCAGCUGGUUUGGGGCUUCACGGAGCUGCCAGACACGCCGUACGAUUCUGAUUCUGGUGAAAGCCAGAGCAGCUCUGUUCCUGGAUUUCAUGAGUUAGAGGAUCCCAUCCUUCUUCAGAGCUAGGCUGAACCAGCACAUCUUCUCUCCCCCUGCCCUUUCUCUGCCUGUCUCCUUCCCUUCUGCUGCCAAAUUUAAACCUGCUGCAUUCUUCUCCCAUUUCCUAAAAAAUGCAAUUUGCACAGUGAGUUAUCAGAUUACUUUCUCAUAUCAACACAAACACACACACACACACACACACUGACACUAAGAUGGAUAUAUUUUGAUUAAAAAAAAAGUUUUUAUAUGAGUUUGAAGUCGAGGGCCCUGAACAUAUCCUUACUUCCUCCUUGAUUUUUAAAGUCCAUCUCCUGAUUAGCUCUCGAUAAUUAGAAAUCACUCCGUUUACAUUCUGCACUCGGUUUCUAUCUGAAUAAGCUAGUGUUGUAGGCUGCUUGUACUAAACAAAACAGAAAAAAAACAGCGACUGCAGCAGUCUGAAAGACCUUUGUUUUUGCACUGAAGAGACUAGGAAUGGCCAUGCAGUUGAACUGUCUAAACUGGUGGUUUUCCAACCUAAGAAAAAAAAAAAAACAGAUCUUAAUGAAACAUUGUUGUCCAGCGUAAACUGUGUCGAUGCCAUUUUUAAUUCAGGAUCCUCUGAAUGAUUUCUGUAUCUUUUCCAAUAACAACAUAUUUGUAGCAUUAUAGACCCGUUGAGAAGCAUACCGUAGAAGUGUUACUUUACUUGGGUGAAUAUGUGACUGUUUACUUGUUGUCGAGCAAGGUACGACUUCUGAAUUGAUGUUGCACUUAAUGCCUCCUCCCCCAAUCUUUGUGAUGAAAUGUUAUUUCUGGGUUAUGUCAUCGUUCCUGCUUUUUGUUUUUAUUUCCUUGAUGAAAACAUAUUACAGCAUUGCACAUCUGUGACUUUCA
Messenger RNA from Girardinichthys multiradiatus, 2138 nucleotides. It is a transcript of the gene samtor, whose product is annotated as base methyltransferase of 25S rRNA 2 homolog. Bases 123 to 1289 code for a protein of 388 amino acids. Gene Ontology annotation, biological process: negative regulation of TORC1 signaling. The record is from RefSeq and is a predicted model, not a curated record. The transcript is spliced from 5 exons. NCBI's taxonomy places the organism in Eukaryota, Metazoa, Chordata, Actinopteri, Cyprinodontiformes, Goodeidae.